Molecule: messenger RNA, 615 nt
Organism: Staurois parvus
Lineage: Eukaryota; Metazoa; Chordata; Amphibia; Anura; Ranidae
Source: the annotation of a GenBank genome assembly
GGACUCCGGGCAGCGGCACAUCGGGCAGGACUCCGGGCAGCGGCACAUCGGGCAGGACUCCGGGCAGCGGCACAUCGGGCAGGACUCCGGGCAGGACUCCGGGCAGAGGCAUAUCGAGCUGGACUCCGGGCAGAGGCACAUCGAGCUGGACACCGGAUCACCAGGCGGAGCAGCAGGCACCGGGCCACCAGGCGGAGCGGCGGGCGCCAGGCCACCAGACGGAGCAGCAUGCACUGGGCCACCAGGCGGAGCGACGGGCAUCGGGCCCCCAGGCGGGGCGCCGGGCGCCGGGCCCCCAGGCAGAGCGGCGGGCACCGGGCCACCAGGAGGGGCGACAGGCACCGGGCCCCCAGGAGGGGCGACAGGCAUCGGGCCCCCAGGCGGAGCGACAGGCAUCGGGCCCCCAGGCAGGGCGACGGGCACCGGGUCAUCUGGCGCUGGAUCGUCUGGCUCGACAGCGGGCAUCGGGUCACCAGGCAUGACAGCGGGCACUGGGUCAUCAGGCAUUGGAUCGUCUGGCUCGACAGCGGGCAUCGGGUCACCAGGCAUUGGAUCAUCUGGCUCGACAGCGGGCAUCGGGUCAACAGGCAUGACAGUGGGCACCGGGUCAUCAGG